AUGAAACGAACGAUUGCGUGCAUCGCGAUCCUGGCGCUCGUCGCCGGAUUCGGAUUCGCGGCACCCACGCAGGAGAGCAUGGACACCGGUCCCACGAAGCUGACGGUCGGGUAUCGCGCCCACCCGGACGACACCCUGGACUUCGAGCUUCCCUGGUACGUGGAGUGGCAGGAGAGGACCAACACCGAGAUCGAGUUCAUCGUGUUCCCCGCCGACACCUACGAGGAAAAGCGCAAUCUGGUGCUGGCGUCCGGUGACAUCCCCGACAUCGUCAGCGUCGAAUCCGCCAUCGCCAACACCUACGGACCCGACGGCCUGUUCCAGGCGCUCGACGAUCUGGCACUGGAAGUGGUGCAGUCGGACAUGCUGCGCGACUACUACUCGGAUGCCACCAAGAAUUACCAUCACCGUGCACCGGAUGGACAUCUGUACAUGAUCCCGCGCUUCAACGAGUUGGCCGGAUCGCCGGAGAACGGCAUCGCCUACCGCGUCGACGUCAUGAAGGAGCUGGGCCUGACCGAGCCGGACGACAGCGAGGGCUGGUACGAGGUGCUGAAGGCGGUCAAGGAGGGCCGGCCGGACCUGCUACCGCUGAGCACCAACGCGGCGUGGUUCGAAGGCGGCUACCAGAUGAUGUUCGGCCCCUCGUAUGACAUGGGCUUCGGGCUCUAUCAGAACUACUGGGGCUUCCUGAUCAGCGAGAUGGACGCCGGCCAGGUGGCGUUCCUGCCGGGGACCGACAACUACCGGCAGCUCAUGGCGUUCAUGAACCGGCUGCACGCGGAGGGACUGCUCGACCAGGAGUACAUCACCAACAACUACAACGACUGGUGGAACGGCAAGGUUGCGGCCGGCAAGGAGUUCAUGCAGCUCACCAACACGUGGCGCGCCAACGCCGCCAACAUCACUGCCGAGAAUGCCGGGGUGUCAGUCGACUACGACACGGCGGAGUUCCCGAUCAAUCCGGCCACGGGAGAGCGCGCUAUGACCCGCGUCGCCAACCCCUGGAGCGAUUUCGCCAUGGCGAUCUCCGCCGAUUCGGACCACCAGCGCAAGGCGAUGGAGCUGCUCGACUACUUCUAUACGGACGAAGGGGCGGAGUUCUACGUGUACGGGAUCGAGGGGAUGAGCUACGGACGUGACGAUGACGGCAACCCGACCGUGCACGGCUGGGACGACCGCCUGAUCGGCACCAAGCGCUACGAGAUCGGUUAUCCCAGCAUGUUCGUGAGCCCGAUCUUCCUGUCGCGGUUCCUGCAGGGACCGCGCGCCGUCCUCAUGAAGGACCACUUCGAGCGCACCAUCCCGAUCAUGAUCGGCUAUCCCAGCCUGCAGACCAGCGGGCCGGAGUUCGAGGAGAUGACCAACCUGUUUGCGGACCUGCAGACCUACGUGCAGGAGUCCAGCACAAGUUCAUCACCGGCGAUCUCUCGGUCGAUUCGGACUGGGACGGCUAUGUGGCGCAGCUCAAGCGCAUCGGCGCGGACCGCGGCACGGAGAUCGUGCAGGGCUGGUACGAGAACUACCAGGCGUUCGUAG
Molecule: messenger RNA, 1539 nt
Organism: Geodia barretti
Lineage: Eukaryota; Metazoa; Porifera; Demospongiae; Tetractinellida; Geodiidae
Source: the annotation of a GenBank genome assembly